This is a messenger RNA of Eremothecium cymbalariae DBVPG#7215, 576 nucleotides long. It is a transcript of the gene MXR1, whose product is annotated as peptide-methionine-S-sulfoxide reductase. The transcript has a single exon. Lineage: Eukaryota; Fungi; Ascomycota; Saccharomycetes; Saccharomycetales; Saccharomycetaceae. Gene Ontology annotation, molecular function: peptide-methionine (S)-S-oxide reductase activity. Bases 1 to 576 code for a protein of 191 amino acids. The record is from RefSeq and is a predicted model, not a curated record.
AUGACCAUUAGUCAGUCAUCUCACACUUCACCUGUAUCAAAGACGAUUAAAUAUAAUCCCACUACGAACAAGUUACUGACAAUAGCAGCGGGCUGUUUUUGGGGCACAGAACACAUCUAUAGGAAGGUAUUUGGCAAUAGACUAGAAGAUACUAAAGUUGGAUACGCUAAUGGUCAUGAAGCUUAUAAAGAUUUUGAGCAUUCCAUAUCCUAUGAGCGGGUAUGUGGAGGUGACACGAAUUUUGCAGAGGUAGUGCAACUUUCUUACAAUCCCGAUGUCAUAACGUUACGAGAAAUUGUUGACAUAUUCUUCCGUAUGCAUGAUCCUACGACACUAAAUGCACAAGGCUAUGACGUUGGUACGCAGUAUCGUAGUGCGUUGUUCUCGCAUUCGGAGGAAGACAAAGAUGAAUUAAUAAAAUUAAAAAAACUGUGGCAACCCAAAUGGGGACACAAAAUCAUCACUGAAGUUGUUGAGCUUAAAAGCUUCUAUGACGCUGAGGAAUAUCACCAACUCUAUGCUGAUAAGAAUCCGUCCAGCUACGUUUGCCCCACACACUACCUAAGGAAUAUAUAG